GAAUUGGUUUUGUGCUGCACAAUACUAAUACAUGAUAUAUCUGAAAGAAGACGAGAAUUGUUUUGGGAACUUGCGUUGGUUUAUAUCCUGGUUUUUAUUGAAAAUGAAGGUAGAAAUAAAGCUCGUUGCUACGGUCAUUCUAGGAGUAUGUUUUAUCAGAGCCACCAGUGCUACGUCUUGUUACACUUGCUGGAAAACAACAAAUCCAUUCUUCUGUUUCCCAACAAAUUGCUUAGAAACGACAUCAUGUUUCACACAAGCAUGGAUUGAGGACGGAUAUAAAUAUUAUCAAAAGGGCUGUUAUCCUGUUACUACGGCAACGUGUGACGUAAUCUCUGAUAGAUUUUGCACAAAUACAAAUACUUUUGAAUGCUGUGAUGGAGAUCUGUGCAAUUUUGAUGACCCGCUGCUGAACUGGGCACCAAAGACACCCUCGAACAUAAUGCCAGUGGUAGGAACGAAUUCCAUCGUCUUAUCCUGGGAUCCAGUUUGUAUUGGUGAUUACACGUACGAAGUGGAGUACGCAGAAAUGAUCGGAAAUGUUGUGCUGAGUUCAUUGUACACGAUGGCUUUCCAGAACAGUGCCGUUAUCCAAUCACUUUCGCCUGGAAAAAGCUACUCGAUCAAAGUUCGUUCUGUGUGGUCUGGACUACAAAGUUUGCCCGCGAAUAUUGCUUUAGCAACUCAUUCUGUAACGCCAACAGCACCAAGCGAUGUGACGACGAUUUCUCCAAUGGCAUCCAGAUGUUGGAUAACUCCUAAUUAUCUUGAUGCACCAAGCACUCUUGAAGUUUGUUCAAAUGCAAAUGAUUUUUGUUUUUCCCGCGUGGAAUAUUUGGCUAACACUUCUGUUAUACUCGCAUCGAGAGGUUGCAUGACGCAGUCUAGAUGCACAGAAGUUGAAAAAGAAAACAAAGAAACAUGCUUACCGGGAAGCAUUGGAAAAUAUUGUCAUUUUUGUUGCAAAGGAAUAUAUUGCAAUACCGUGGCAUGGACAUCUUCUGGUCUCACCUGUGAAAACAUUCCAGUAGAAGGAAGAUUGUUAUGUGGCUGGAGUGGGAUCAGCGUAGAAACAUGCAUGCAAUUGGGAUGUUGUUAUCUUCCUUCAAAUGACACAACAGCAUGGUGUCACCAUGGUAAAUAUCCCGGUGGAGAUGACGGUGGGCCGAACGUUGCAGGGCUUGCUAUUAGUGUUUGGUUGAUUAUUUUGAUUGUGAUAAUUAUUUUAAUUAUCAUUCUCAUCAUAGUUAUUGUUACGUACUGCUGUAUUAAAAGGAAACGAGAGCGAGCGAAAGGAUCUUACGACGUGUACGCGGUUCCAAAAAGGCGGGAAGAUAGAGAACUGAGAAUCAGCACAGUUGCAAGACAAGUUUACGACAGGACUGUCAUUGAAGAUUGACAUUGGAAACUGCAUCGAUUAUCGAAACGACGUUUGCGGUACAGAAUAUACCACAAUAUCUGUGUCAAAUGUACAUUCGAAAUUCUCCUUGAUGGCAAAAUAAGAGGAUAAAUAAUCCAAUGAGAAACGUACACCGCGACCUUUUCAACGCCAAAUUCGAACUCAUCGCUAGGCAAUCAAACGAACAUGGAUUUGCAUAAAAUUGAUCUUAACUAUUGCUCCAUUUUUACUUUAAUAAUUGUAGCUUUUACUAUUUUCCCAAACUUUAUAUUAUUUGCACUGAUAGCAAUAAACUUGAUUUUGUAUCCAUCAAACGUACAGCUUAUUGCAAAAAGACCGCGCUUUCUGCGCCGUGUUUCGGCCACCCGUAGCACACCGCAUUCCUCACGAAUAUUUUAUAAAAUUAUACGGAACUUGCAAUUUACUGAGUAACUUGAAA
Styela clava is the source of this 1838-nucleotide messenger RNA. RefSeq lists its product as uncharacterized. Gene Ontology annotation, molecular function: protein binding. The record is from RefSeq and is a predicted model, not a curated record. Lineage: Eukaryota; Metazoa; Chordata; Ascidiacea; Stolidobranchia; Styelidae.